Messenger RNA from Prunus armeniaca (apricot), 330 nucleotides. The record is from the annotation of a GenBank genome assembly. Lineage: Eukaryota; Viridiplantae; Streptophyta; Magnoliopsida; Rosales; Rosaceae.
AUGGUUGCACAAGUUUAUGUGGACAACAUUGUUUUUGGAUCUUCUUUCGACACUCUUGUCAAAGAAUUCCAUGAGGUUCAACAAUUCAAUGGAGGAAUGUUCAUAUCUCAAACAAAACAUCUCUUUCAAUCCGAUCCCAAAGAAUCACAUCUACUUGUUGUGAAGAGAAUUCUUUGCUAUGUAGGAAACAUUGAUGAUAGGAAAAGCACAAUUGGAGGAUGCUUUUACAUAGGCAACAACCUUGUCUCCUGGUCUAGCAAGAAGCAAAAUUGCGUCUCUCUUUCCACUGCUGAAGCCGAGUACAUAGUUGCUGGAAGUUGUUGUAUAUAG